AUAAUCAUGUGACUAAGAUUGCAUACUCGCUUUAACGAAUAAAACAAUUUAAAGAAGCCAUAUUUGAUAACUUUCAUUGUUUUCGAGGAAUACUUAUUUUGUGAUUAAAGGUAAUAAGAAAUUUCCUUGAUGUAUGACCGCAGCUUCGAAAAAUGGCUGAUCCAUUGGAGAUGAGUCUGGACGAAUAUAUCAGGAAGAAACAAAUCAGGGUGAGGGAUCCAAUGAGGAUGGGAAGGAUGCAGCAGGGCAGCCCUAUAUCUUACAGAUCGAGAGGAGAUUCCGGAUGGGGCAGGCGGCAAAUGGGUAGGAAGUGGAGGUAUGAUGACGAUGAAGAAGAAGAGGAUGGAUUCGACGAAGAUGAAAUGGAUGAUUCAAGAUGGCAAACUGGAAGACACAACAGACGAAACAACUUCGGGUUACACAAUAGUGAAAACAGGAGGUGGCUUCUGGAAGCUGCAAGAAGACAGGAAGCAGCAGCCAGAGAACAGGAUAACAUUCAGGUACAAGGAGAAUCCAAGCUGUUCAUCUACAACCUCCAUUCGGACGUGUCCAACAACGAUUUGAAGGAGCUCUUCUCCGUCCUGGGAACAGUGAAGGAGGUCACAGUUCACUACGACAGGCUCGGGAGGUCGACAGGAUCUGCCGAUCUGGUCUACGAAAAGAGGUCGAACGCUCUGAGAGCCAUCCGGGAGUACAACGGAAUGCCUCUGGACGGCCUCCAGAUGAAGAUAGAACUGCUACGAUCUGCGGAGGAACUUGGUAUCCCGAGGACUGGCAGUCAACGGCAGAAGGCGAUGGCGAAGUACCGUCGUGAGAGAUAGAGCAAGCCGUCUGAUUCACAGUAAACAAUAUAAAAAUAAUAAUAU
Molecule: messenger RNA, 866 nt
Organism: Nezara viridula (southern green stink bug)
Lineage: Eukaryota; Metazoa; Arthropoda; Insecta; Hemiptera; Pentatomidae
Source: the annotation of a GenBank genome assembly